CAGUGAUUGAAUGCAAACGACAACAAAUGACUCAAUAAUUGAUUACAUUUUUGUCAUUCAAAUCAACGCUUAAUCCAAACGAAUAGACCUUUAAUUGUCGUCAAACACGUGUUGAGAAGUGGUUUCCUAUUGGAUGAGUAGAAGUAUGGGUCGACGCAAACACGUGUCCAACACUUCAUUGUUGAAGAGUGUGUUAAGAAAGAGACAUAAUUUAUCUGAAGACAUGUCGUGCGCCAAUCGUGCAACUGAUCCAAUCGUGUCAAGAGAUGUGGAGACACUCUUCGAGUCACUCGUUCGGGACAUACGAUCACUGGACCAAUACGUGGAUCAAAUAGAGACUGACCAUCUGAUCGGUGCGUUAGAAGAGGUGUUGCUAUUGUCUGCGUCGACACAAAGUGGGGAACAAUCGGUGAACGGUUUGGCCGAAGCAGUGAAUCGCGUCAACGCUAUCACCGGCAGAAUAGCCCGACUUCUGCCCCCAAUGCCAACCGAUGCCGAACCCGAUCCGUACCGUCCGUUACGGGACGCUCUUCAGCGCUAUAUCGCGGCCACCGCUGGUCUGCCACUCGUCGGCGGGACGGGAGUCGAUGACAACGUCGAUGAAAGCAGUAGUUGUGGUGAUCCGGACAACGAUAGGGCCCCCACUGCGAGCCCACAGUCCGAUCACAACACAGGUGACAGCCUUUCGGCUAAUUUACCGACGAGUUCCUCGUCGGCCGAUACCACUGGCCUGUCGUUAACCGAUGAACACAUUAACACCGCUUCCCAUUCGGACGCUUCAUCCCAUCGGUGUUCCAGUCGGUCGUCCACUCAUUGAUCUGUUGCCGUUUUUAUACACAUAUUUUAGGCAAAUAUUUAAUGAUUAUGUAAUGAAUGAGUCUUUAAUUGUAUCACUAAUUGUAAUAUUGUUUGUAUUUUAUGUCCAAAAAAUGUGAGAAUAAAUGAAUUGAAAGAAAA
This is a messenger RNA of Medioppia subpectinata, 957 nucleotides long. Lineage: Eukaryota; Metazoa; Arthropoda; Arachnida; Sarcoptiformes; Oppiidae. The record is from the annotation of a GenBank genome assembly.